Penaeus monodon (black tiger shrimp) is the source of this 4779-nucleotide messenger RNA. RefSeq names its product aldehyde oxidase 3-like. Lineage: Eukaryota; Metazoa; Arthropoda; Malacostraca; Decapoda; Penaeidae. Gene Ontology annotation, molecular function: 2 iron, 2 sulfur cluster binding; oxidoreductase activity; iron ion binding. The record is from RefSeq and is a predicted model, not a curated record.
UAUUUGGCUUGUAACAGUUCUCGUAGCAGGAGACAGUGAAAGACAAAUAGUUAAAGUUUACGGUGCGGUGUAAAUUAGAUCUCUGAACUUAUAAGCGAGAGAAAACGUUUUGAAGAAACGAGAUAAGUUAGGUUGGAUGGUAGGGUGACUCGGAUCAUGGAGUACUUGUUAAAAACGUUCUUCUAUCGAGAUGAAGAAAAGAAAAUUACGGAGAACAUUAUGGCCUCGUCGGUCAAGAUCACCGUCAACGGCCAGGAAUAUGAAGUCGACCCGGCCACGCCCCCCAGCACUCGCUUGGUGGACUUUCUGCAAGAGAAGAGCCUCAGCGGCACCCACGUCACGUGCUAUCAGGGCGGCUGCGGGGCCUGCACUGUCGUGGCGUCCUUCGUGGACCCCGACACGGCCGCCAGAAGCACGCAUUCGAUCAACAGCUGCCUCGCCCCCCUCCUCGGUUGCAACGGCUGGGAAAUCACGACGGCAGAAGGCCUAGGGAAUCGCCACGAUGGUUACCACGUGAUUCAAGAGCGGUUGGCGGAGUAUUCGGGUACCCAGUGUGGUUACUGCUCCCCUGGGAUGGUUAUGAAUAUGUACGGCUUAACACAGAGCAGCAACACGUGGACAUCUUCGGAGGUGGAGCAGCAUCUUGACGGGAACUUGUGUCGCUGUACCGGCUACCGACCCAUACUGGACGCCUUCAAGUCCAUCACUGUUCGGGAUAUUGAGGACUCCCACCUGACUCGCUGUCCGAAAACAGGACAGGCUUGUAGGGGGAACUGCGAUAAAAAGGUCCCAGUGAGUGUGAGUGACAAAAAGGCGACACCAACACUGCUGCAGACGAAAGAUUCAGCGUGGCACCAGCCCGCCUCACUUCAGGAUCUCUACAGUAUCUUGGCUGGACUCGAAGAAGGGACAACUUACCGUUUCGUCUGUGGUGACACUGCCCAAGCCGUGUACUACAGCGGUUCCUAUGACGUCUACAUCUACACCCGCCACAUACCCGAGCUCUCCCGCGUGGCACAGGCUGAGGAUGGCGUGGUGUUCGGUGCCAAUGUGUCCAUCUCCCGUGUCAUGCAGGAGCUUGACACGGUGUCAUCUGGGCGGGCUGGCUACACGUACGCGAAGGAACUGGUCAAGAACUGGCACCGAGUGGCGAGCACCUCCGUCAGGAAUCUGGGCAGCUGGGCAGGCAACCUCGGCAUGAAAUUAAAUCAUAAGGAAUUUCCUUCUGAUAUUUUCAUUAACCUCUUGGGCGCCGGUGCUGGUUGUAACUACAGCUCUACCUACCGGAUCGACCUCGACUCACACGCUCGAGGAAUUGCUCGGCCUCGACCUCCAGAAGGAGCGUCGAGUGAUCCUCGAGAUGCGUCUUCCUCCCAUGUCUGAUGAGUCCAAUUCAGGGUCUUCAAGGUGAUGGGACGAUGGACCAACACGCACGCCUUUGUCAACGCUGCAAUGGCCUUCAGAGUAGACAAAGCCAACGCUCACACCUUGACCGAGAAGCCGCUAAUUGCCUACGGAGGAAUCAACCCAACUUUUGUGCGAGCGUCGGCUACGGAGGCGGCGUUGGAGGGCAAGAGCCUCGAAGAUGAGGGAGUCCUACAGGCCGCCAUGCAGGCUCUGGCCGACGAGAUCAAGCCUGAUAACCUGCCUCAGGAUCCCGCGCCAGAGUACAGGCUGUCCGUCGCCCAGACUCUGCUUUAUAAAAUGGUGCUGGGGGUCGUAGGAAAUGCCGCCUCUAGCACCGUGACCAGCGGAGCCACUGACCUGGAACGACCUGAAUCGAGUGGGCAGCAAGAGUACGACCAGAAUACCGAAACUUGGCCUCUGGGUCAGCCGAUUCCCAAGCUGGAGGCCCGCAUGCAGUGUGCCGGCGAGGCCGAGUACGUGAACACAAUGGCGGCCGUGAACGAGGAACUUUUCGGAAUGUUUGUUACGUCGACUCAGGCCAACGCUCGCAUCGCCAGUGUAGACCCUUCGGCUGCCCUGGCUAUGCCCGAUGUGGUAGCGUUUGUGGGCGUGGAGGACAUAAAAGGUGUUAACAACAUUAUGGCCUUCGCUUGGCCUUUGCCGCAGAAGCUCUUCCCUGAGGACCGAGUGUCUUACUACGGGCAGCCCAUCGGCCUUAUAGUCACCAAGAACAGGGGAGCGGCCUACGGUGCUCGCGAGGCUGUCAAAGUCACAUACGACGAUAUUCAACCGCAUGUGCUUACCAUUGAGGACGCCCUGCAGAAGAAACCCAUUACGGGGCCUCCUUUCAAACAAGGGGACGUGCAAGCUGGAUUCGCUUCCUCGACGCACAUCUUCGAAGGGGCCAUGAGCCGAGACGGACAGUAUCACUUCCACAUGGAGUCACAGUCGUGUCUGGUCGUGCCCACUGACAUCGGCUUGGACGUCUAUGCCUCGACCCAGUGGGCAUCGGAGACUCAGCGUGCCAUCGGCCAAGUAUUGGGCAUUCCGGAUAACACCAUCAACGUAACGGUCAAGCGGUUGGGCGGGGCGUUCGGCGCCAAGAUCGACCAGUGCAACAUAGUGACGACGGCGGCGGCGGUGGCGGCGCAGAAGGUGCGAAAACCCGUGCGCGUGGCCCUCGAUCUCGACGCCAACAUGACCAUUAUAGGAUGGAGGGAGCCGUAUUUGUGCACUUACAAGGUUGGUGUUUUUGGGCGUUGUUUUAGCCUUGUUGGUGUCGACACGGAUCCUCAGGAGUCCUUGACGAGGUGCCAAUCCCCAGGCGGACGCUAUGACCUGUGCAAUGGCAUGGCUACGUGGCGGUUUUUAACGUUUUUAUUGGUAGCUUUCUCGUCUAGAAAUCUUGCAGACUUGCGUUCAAAUCCCGUAUUGCCUGUGGUAGCCCCGGCCAUUCCUUGCACACAGGGGCCUCCUCCAGGCACGGUUGAGGGCGUCAUCUUCAUGGAGAAUAUCCUGGAGCACGUGGCGCAGGGCUUGGGCAUGGACCCUCUGGAGCUGAGGAGGAAGAACCUGAUGCCCGACGGAGGGACGCGCCCGCUCAACCAGGGCAUGAUUCGCCUCAGGUCGCACAUUGCGGGCAAGGAGGCGAAAUGGCUUCCCGAUAACCUCACUGUGCCCAGGAACCUCAUUUCAGACAUGAUAAACCAGAUUCUAACCUCAGCCAACGUUGAGGAGCGGAAGCAAACAGUCGCUGAUUUUAACCAGACCAACUUAUGGAAGAAGCGCGGGUUGUCAGUGAUGCCGUUGCUGUGGCCUUAUGCAGUGCCAAUGAAAGUGCCAUUCAAUGUCAUGGUAUCUGUCAACGCCCGGGAUGGCACUGUGGUGGUUUCCCAUGGUGGCACUGAGAUGGGGCAGGGCAUAAAUACCAAGGCUGCCCAGUGUGCUGCGUACGAGCUGGGUGUUCCCCUUGCCACGGUCGCUGUGAGGCCAUCGAACACCCACGUCAAUGCCAACUCGGAGGUCACGGGAGGUUCCCAGGGGUCGGAUGUGGCUUCCUAUAGCGUAACUCAAGCAUGCAAGAAGCUGCGCGCUCGCCUGGACGCGUUCAAGGAGGAAAACGGACUUGUCGACUCCUCCUGGCCUGAGCUCGUGCUGGCUGCGUUCAACAAGGGCGUCGAUAUUUGCGAGAGAUUUGUGAACGGAUGGGACGAAGUGAAGGCGUAUCCUGUGUUCGGCGUCGCCUGUACGGAGGUGGAACUCGACGUCCUAACAGGGCAGUUCCUCGUCCUCCGCACCGACAUCCUCGAGGACGCCGGCAAGAGCAUGAGUCCGUUAGUCGACGUCGGGCAAGUGGAGGGGGCGUACAUCAUGGGGCAGGGGCUCUUCACCGUCGAGAAACCCCUGUACGACCACGACACCGGCAGGAGGCUCACCGACGGGACAUGGUAUUACACCCCGCCCGCCGCCCUUGAUAUCCCCGCAGACUUUCGCGUUUCCCUGCUUCACGACGCCCCUAAUCCCGUGGGCGUACAGUCAUCCAAGGUGACUGGAGAACCCCCUCUGUGUUUGGCCUUUACAGUAGUCAUGGCACUGAGGCAGGCAGUGACAAGUGCCAGAGGAGAUGCUGGUGUAACCGGCUGGUUCCAGAUGGACACGCCAUUGACUGUUGACAAUUUGCAACGCCUUUGCCUCGUGGAUUCUAGUCGUCUUACUAUCAAAUAAUUCCCCAAAGAUGAAUUAACUGUGAAUGUAUUGUAAAAGCAAAUAGUUAGAACUGUGUAUUAUUGUUGAUUUUAUCAUUUGCUGCUGGGCGACGUGUGUAUGGGUGCAGGAAGAAUAAUGCAAAAUAGCCAUGCCGUUUUAGAAAUGUACCUUUGUUAUGGUUUUGUAUAAUUCCGGUGGGAUGACCUAAAUAUAUAUAUUUUUUCUGGUCCCUUUUUUUUCUGGUGCAUUGUUAUAUUCCAGGAGUCGGUUAGAUACCUCCUGCAUUGUGGUUAUUUUUCUGAAUCCACAGAAAUACGUUUCUCUGCGAGAUUUUACGUGGGAUAGCGAUGCUCAUAUGUUUUUACUUGUUAUGCGUUAUUAUUAUUACCGUUUUAAGUUCCUGCUGUUGAUUUUUUGCUUCUAGUCUGUUACUGUGAUGCAUGUGAAUAUAUUUAUAUACUGACCCUCAUGCAGGUGAAUAUUUAUACUGAUUCGAAAUGACUUGAAAAAAAACAACUCUAUCAUGGUGGUGAUUCUAACAGAAAAUAAAUAAUUCCAUAUUUCCAGAUAGUGUUAUCAUUUCUUCUAUUUGUGAUACGAAUAUAUUUCAGACUUGAUAGUGAUAAUUAUAUACCGAUCUAAUAAAGUUAUUUAUACGACUUAAAA